Molecule: messenger RNA, 900 nt
Organism: Drosophila takahashii
Lineage: Eukaryota; Metazoa; Arthropoda; Insecta; Diptera; Drosophilidae
Source: RefSeq, a predicted model, not a curated record
UUGGAUGUCAAAGCCAUGAAAGCUGGAUUCCAGAACUCCUAGUAGUCUUCGCCUGUUACUUCAUUUUCUUUGUAUGUUUUCGAGAUAUCUUGUUAAAUUGCCCGUAUGACUAUAACAAAAAUUGCUACGCCCCGCUGUGGGACUAUUGCCAAAUUGGUGGUCAGCAUCGACAGCGGCGAGACCUUCAUUACCUAUGCAGAUGCCACAAAGCGAUCUUUCUGCGCGAAUCCCUCCUGGCUGAACUUCCAAAAUGGGAUGAUGGAGCUCUGUCCGAUGAGUGAACCGAAUCCCCAUGACUAUCCAAAGGAGGUGGGCGCCUUCCUGGAGCGACAUUUCGGAAGAAACACCCAAAUCCACGCUUCAAUGGCAACUCAUCAGCGGCUUGCCUCCAUUAAUUUGAACGUAAGGAGCAGUGAAGUGAAUUUCCAGGACACAGAUGCUGUUAUCUGGCACACCUGGCUGGUGGAGAAGGAGAGGUUUCCACCAGCUCAGUGUGCGGUCAUCAAGGAAUGGAAGGAUCCCUUCACGGAAACUCUGGGGAGUUGCUAUUGUUCCUGGCAUUUGCAAAAUUGCAUGGCCUGGCAGCUUAAAAUCAGCAAUAAAAUGACGGAGGCCAAGUGUUUCUGCUUGCGGAUCAAGAAAACCAUGGAUAUUGCCAGCAAACUCGUAGAAUCGGAAUGGGAACCGGAUGAAUCGAUGUUUCCCGCGUUGAACGAAAAAGUUGUAAGUGCCACCGAUAUGCUCAAGAAACUGAACGACCUCCUCGAGCUCCAGAAGAAACGCAACCGAUGCUACAAACGCCUCUAUAAGGAACAGGAAAAGCCAAAGACCGCGAUUGGAGUGCUGACCCCUUGAUGUCUGCAUAGAUUGUAUUUACUUUAUUAAAACAUUUCUGUCGUA